Messenger RNA from Arachis stenosperma, 1582 nucleotides. RefSeq names its product U2 small nuclear ribonucleoprotein A'. The transcript is spliced from 8 exons. Gene Ontology annotation, biological process: mRNA splicing, via spliceosome. The record is from RefSeq and is a predicted model, not a curated record. Lineage: Eukaryota; Viridiplantae; Streptophyta; Magnoliopsida; Fabales; Fabaceae. Bases 312 to 1175 code for a protein of 287 amino acids. Gene Ontology annotation, molecular function: protein binding; U2 snRNA binding.
UUAUUUUUUCCAGGUUGCUACACAGCCAGCACUUCAAUAUCACUCGAGUCCUUGAGUCGUGCGUGCCGCCUUACUGGGAAGCUACAGCCGCAGAGGUGACCGGUGCCGACCCAAAGCACCUUCUUCGCAUCCUCUCCUUCUCUUUCUCGAUACCCUAAACACCACCCAGUCUUUCAAUUCGUUUUCUUCUUUUUCUCGCUUUCAACGUUUCCCAUAUAUCUCAACUCAUUAUUUUUGUUCUCGCUGCAUCUAAACCCUAACUUAAACAGCUAAACCCUUUCUUACACUCAGAAAAGAAGAAGAAGACAGAUAUGGUGAGGCUCACCGCUGAUUUGAUCUGGAAAAGCCCUCAUUUCUUCAAUGCCGUCAAAGAACGCGAGUUAGACCUUCGAGGCAACAAGAUCCCUGUAAUCGAAAACUUGGGCGCUACUGAGGAUCAAUUUGACACCAUUGAUUUAUCUGACAAUGAGAUUGUGAAGCUAGAAAAUUUACCCUAUCUUAACCGGUUGGGAACUAUGCUCAUAAAUAAUAAUAGAAUUACCAGAAUUAACCCUAACAUUGGAGAAUUCUUGCCAAAGUUGCAUACGCUAGUUCUCACGAACAACAGGAUUGUCAACCUAGUCGAAAUCGAUCCCCUUGCGUCCCUACCGAGGCUCCAGUACCUUAGCUUGCUAGACAACAACAUUACGAAGAAGCAGAAUUACAGGCUUUAUGUUAUUCACAAGCUGAAGUCCCUAAGGGUUUUAGAUUUCAAGAAAGUGAAAAACAAGGAAAGAUUGGAGGCGAAGCGCUUGUUUGAUUCAAAGGAAGCUAUAGAUGAAGUUCAAAAGGCACCGCCAAAAAGAAUUUCACCUCCUGAAACUCCAAAUGUUCCAGAAGUUGCUGAAGAACAACAGACGCCCAAAGUGGUUGCUCCCACACCAGAGCAAAUCAUUGCUAUUAAGGCUGCCAUUGUGAAUUCACAGACCCUUGAAGAAGUUGCAAGACUUGAAAAGGCACUGAAGUCUGGUCAGCUUCCAGCUGAUUUUGAAGGUUUGAAUGACAAUAUGAUGUUGGAUAAUGCUCAUGAAAAGCAUGAGGAGACGAUUCAAGAAAGCAAAGAUCAAGCUGACGGUGAAUCUGAUGAUACGAAAGAGCAGAAGGAUACUGAUACUUCUCCGAUGGAACAGUUUUAAUCACGAAAGGAAUAAAUGAGUGGAGGCUUAGAAGUAUGCAUUCAAUGGUUUGCAAAAGGUUAUGGAUAUAAAAUAUCUCAACUCUAAGAAGAAUGAGUGCAUGUAGUUCUUAUUACUGUUGCAGUUGCCUAAUUGUUUUAUAUCCAUAAAUAGUGUAUCUUCUUUUGUUCUCAUAAUCUCAUCUUGUACUAGAUCUGUUCAUGUUUCUAACCAUCAUAUUAGGCAUUGAAAAUAGAGAGCAUGCAAUGAUAUACGGUGCAUCCAUUCCACUAUGAAUAAUUUGAAGUUUGAGUAAUGCUAAGGAACCAACUUUUCUCGACCAAUAUCCGCCAAUUUUUUUUACUAAAUUAUCUGUCUGAAAUUCUAGACCUUAAAUUAUAAACUCUUAACCCUAUAUCUUAAAUUAU